UCUGGGAAGGAAAAGAUGGCGGGGACGUUCAAAAGCUCCGCUGAGCGGCCGAAUCAACAACAACAUAGAGUGUAAAUAAUCAAACGCAGUUCUGCCAUAAUCGCCGGAGACGGCUCAGCGGCUCACCUCCCCAGGUGACCCCGGUGACCAUGAACCGAGGCCGCGGGAGGUUGGAGCCUCCGGCCGCUGAGACGGGCUCUCCGCCGGAGCAGCACCGGGCCCCGGUGAGACCGAACCGGCUGAGCAGGAGCUUCAGACCGACUCAGACCGCGGCGGAGGGCCGCUCUCCGAAGAGCCAGCGGCCCAAGUUUAAGACCCCGACCAGGAUCCCCAGGUCCAGAGCAGCUGCUGGUUUCAGCGGAGAGUCUCCGCACAACGACUCCGACCUUCAGCACGACAUCGUCUGGGACGCCGCCUCGCCGUCACCCAACAGACUCGGGAAACGAGGGAGGAAACACGCGGCCGGAGCGGUGAACAUCUCUGAGCUCGUCAGCAGGAUCGCUCCCAAGCACGGCAGGCCGGAGGUCACAGAGCCCACGUUACAGCAGUGGAUCGGAGACAGCGCCGCCAUCCCCUGCACUCCAGACGUUCAAGUUCCCAAACCCAAGAAGAAAUCCCCGAGGCCGAACGCAGUGGACGACCUGCUGAAACUCGCCAAACAGUUUGACCUCAACAUGUUUCGUCAGGAUGAGGACGAGGCGGAGGACGAGGUGGAGGACGCGCACCAGCAGAGUGUGGAGCUCCUGUCUGACGACAUCUUGGAUUCUGAACACAACGACUUUUCACCGUCACUCCGUGGAAACGUUCCACCGGCUGUGAACGCAGCGGCUGGGACAGAUGUGCAGACUCAUCGGGAUCAACAUAUGGACGAAGAGCUGGACUUCCUGUUUGAUGGACCGACCCAACACGUAAGCGGAGAUUUAAGUCAGGUGUCGUCUGCUCAGCCGUCACAAGUUACACCUGCUCUCACCUCAGAGGCUUCUGGGAAAACUCCCACGACCAACACUAAAGGCGGCGGGGCAGCGAGCGACGAGUUCGAGGACGACUGGGAAAACGACGACUUGCUAAACGACUCUCUGGUGCUGCUGAUGACGCAGAACCCACAGAACUUCAGAGCUCCGCCUCUCUGCUCGACACAGAAACCACUUCAGCCUUCGGCCUGUGGAGACGCUCGCCUCGGCCAAUCAGCUGCUUCUAAAGCCCAAAAAGAAACUGGGAGACAAAGAGCGACUUUCAAACUGGAGUCUAAUCCAGAUUUCUCUGUGAAGAGAAUCCAGACGGACACGAGGACAAACUGGACGGUGGAUCCCAGCUCGAAGACGGCAGGUAAAGACUCCGAGCAGAGCAGGUGUUCCACCAGUGAGGGGCUUUCAGGUGAGACCGGGUCUCGGGGAACCUGGCACACAUCAAACGCCCUGAGGUCAGAUCAGAAACCUCAGUCGUAUCAGAGGACGUGUGUUUCUGCUGCGUCGACCUCAAACGCAUCACCUACAGAAGCCGCCCCCUCCCACGUGCCCCCCCCCGCCGCCGCCGCCGACUUCCUGGAUGAGGACCUGGACGCCUUCUUCUCCUCGGACCCGGUUUGGGACGACCCGGCCGACGACGACCUGCUGUGUGACAUGUGUGAAGACCUCGAGAACCAGAUCCAGAGCGGGGAUCACGUGUCCACCAAACAGACUCCGCCCACUGGUCAGACGUCCAACCAGAGAGCUGCUCUGCAACCGUCCAACAGAGCCUGGGACAACAGGAGCCGACAGCCAGCCAAUCAGAAGCCAUUUCACCAAAAACAACCCACGACUCUCCCCGGUGGUUCAGGUCGACCUGCUGGUCGUUCAUUGGCUGUUUCUGCAGGUGUACAGGUGAACACGGCGACGGAUCGAACACAAGGCGCCUCAGGAUCCGGCAGCUGUCUGUGGGGGGGGGGCAGGGUCCAGUCGGCUGCUGCAGCACCGCGGCCCCCGCAGGGGAAGACCGGCAAAGACCAGUUCACCUUCAAGAGGCCGGACAAUCCGGUUUCCACGGUGACCAGCAAAGCUCUGGGUAAAUGUUCGGCAGCAGAGAUCGAGCUGAAGAAGCAGCAGGCGAUGGAGAGAAGGCGACAGCGACUUCAGGCGACACAGAACCUCCGAGCUCCGACAUGACGGAGACGACAAGAACUCUGUCCUGUCCACAUGUCUGAGGGUCGGAGACAACAGAACCUGGACCUGCUGUCCCCCGUCUCCUCUGACCUCCUUCACUCCUAAAGAUUCAAACGUCUGAAUCGGCUCAAAAUAACGAGCUGGACAAAGUUAAUUGUACAAAUAUGUUCUUAAAGUAAAAUGAAAGUGUACUGUGAUGUCAUGUUUAUCUAUUCUGUAAUAGUUCUUUAAUUAUGAAAUCAGGAUGUUUUUAAGGAGCAGUGAAGCAUUUUGGGAAAGAUUCUUCAGACGUCUUCACCUUCAGAGAGACGACAGCAGGUGUGAGAGAGAGGGAAUCUCACGUCUGUGCUCGGCAGUUUCACUCUUCACAAAUUCAUUUAAUAGAGAAAGUGCUGCCGGUUAAACUGAACUGAACUGAACACGGUUACCGCUACUCACUGUAAACAGGCGGGAAACACUCGCCAUCUGAACACGCCAACGCCUCGUCCUUGAAAAUCUAAUCUCCAGAAAAAUAUUGUCUUCUCCUCAGGCCAGUUACCAAAAAAAACUGUCCUUAUUACAUUUCUAAGCUCAUCAAUAACGUGUUAAUCAGUUGAUCAGCUUCAGACCCAGGCUAGCUGCUAGCUAUCCUAAGCUAAAACACUCAUGGAAGGAAAGUGAAUGAAUGAAUUUCCCAAAGUGUUGAACUGUUCCUUUUAACAUCAGGUCGUAUAUGAAGACAUCUUUUUAAGGUGGAAAUGAUUGAUCUGAUUGAUGACUCGUCUGAUUUUAUCAACAAACUAAAGUCACUUUGUCUCACAUGUUGUCAUGGAAAUUAACUCCAUGUUUACACACGAGUGAAUCUGCGUAUAAAUAAAAAUGACUCAAACAAAA
Messenger RNA from Seriola aureovittata, 3011 nucleotides. RefSeq names its product ETAA1 activator of ATR kinase a (gene etaa1a). The coding region runs from base 150 to 2141 and encodes 663 amino acids. NCBI's taxonomy places the organism in Eukaryota, Metazoa, Chordata, Actinopteri, Carangiformes, Carangidae. The transcript is spliced from 6 exons. The record is from RefSeq and is a predicted model, not a curated record.